This is a messenger RNA of Colletotrichum orchidophilum, 729 nucleotides long. RefSeq lists its product as uncharacterized. The transcript is spliced from 2 exons. The coding region runs from base 1 to 729 and encodes 242 amino acids. NCBI's taxonomy places the organism in Eukaryota, Fungi, Ascomycota, Sordariomycetes, Glomerellales, Glomerellaceae. The record is from RefSeq and is a predicted model, not a curated record.
AUGUCUUUCAAGGCCGUCGCUGCCACUGCCAUUCUUGCCGCCGCCAAUCUGGUGGCUGGCCACGGUGCUAUCAUUGGAGCUUCCAGCGAGCUUGGCGGCACUGCCAUGGGUCUCGGUGUUGAUCUCUCAACUCCUCGCGAUGGAACCCAGCGCCAACCGUACCAGGUUGAUUCCACCCGCUUCCAGGGUGAGGGCGCUGACACCGUCGGCGAGACCCUCGGUGGUGGCACCAACGACGUGGAGGCUGGCACCAAGGCCAUCAUGGCUGCCACUGGUGACCAGCUUCCCCAGAUCAAGGCUGGCGGCACCAUCGACAUGACCGUCCACCAGGUCAACGGCGACGGCGCUGGUCCCUACACCUGCAUGAUCAACAGUGAUGCCACUGGCGCCACCUGGACCGACGUCAAUGUCCCCGUCACCGUUCCCGGCCAGAAUUCCCGCAACCGCGCUGGUGCCAUGCAGGACUUCCCCCUCAGGGCUGAGAUCCCCGCUGGUCAGGCUUGCACUGGCACUGUCGCCGGCCAAAACAACGUUUGCCUGGUCCGUUGCCAGAACGCCGCUCGCGCCGGCCCCUUCGGCGGUGUCGUCCCUGUUCAGAUGCAGCAGGCCGGCAACACCCCGGCUGUUGCUCGCCGCAAUCUCGCUCGCGCUGUGGCUGAGUCUGACCGCCAGCUCAAGCGCAUGCUGAAGCGUGCCAUGGAGGCCACCGACUUUGAGGACGAGGAGUAA